AUGGCGCAAUCAAAUAUUAACGUCCUGCUCUCGUCAUUCCCUGGACUCUCGCUCCCAUCUACCCUCUCAUUCGCACUUCCCUCCACAGCGAGCGUGUCAGAUCUGACGGACAAAGUCGCCUCAUACCUGCCGACCUCGCUUUCUCUCGAACGUCUCAUUCUUACAACCACCAACAACAAGCAAAUUUUCGCCUCUCCUGCUCCUCUCCAGUCUUUAAUCACUCGCGACAAUGAUUCCGCCACUACUCUGCUUCCCAUCCGCCUCUCGGCGCCGCUCUGUGGUGGUAAGGGUGGUUUCGGAUCGCAACUUCGUGCCGCGGGUGGGCGCAUGGCCAGUAAGCGCAAGCGCAACCAGGGCGACAACAACGGCUCUAGCCGUAACCUCGAUGGCCGCCGUUUGCGCACUGUCAAUGAGGCCAAGGCACUUGCCGAGUACCUCGCGGUCAAGCCGGAAAUGGAUAAGCAAGAGAAGGAAGAGCGCCGCCGCCGGUGGCAGGCUGUGGUAGAGAUGGCCGAGAAGCGCCAGGAUGAGAUCAAGAAUGGUGGUGGAAAGCAAAAGAUCGAUGGUCAAUGGAUGGACGACAAGGAGGAGAUGAAUGAAAAGGCACGCGAGGCAGUUCUUCUUGCAAUGAAGGACGGCGCAUGGACGGACAACCUACGUGAUGCGAUUCUGGGCGGAUCUAGCACCAGUGCUAGCGAGGGUAGCGAUCAUGGAACCUCAUCCGGCUCUGAGGAUGAGGACGAGGAGGAAAAAAACAAUGGCGAAUCUUCAGGUUCUGCGGCGGCCUCCACAUCGGUACAGAAGCCGGCACCUCGUCGUUUCAUCGGGUUUGAUGAUGACGACGAGUUCAUGAGUGAUUCCGAGGAGGAGGCAGAGGAAAACGACCCCAAGGGCAAGGGUAAAGCCCGCGCUUGA
Messenger RNA from Penicillium cataractarum, 915 nucleotides. RefSeq names its product telomere maintenance SDE2 family protein. The transcript has a single exon. Bases 1 to 915 code for a protein of 304 amino acids. NCBI's taxonomy places the organism in Eukaryota, Fungi, Ascomycota, Eurotiomycetes, Eurotiales, Aspergillaceae. The record is from RefSeq and is a predicted model, not a curated record. Gene Ontology annotation, cellular component: nucleus.